Molecule: messenger RNA, 1653 nt
Organism: Talaromyces proteolyticus
Lineage: Eukaryota; Fungi; Ascomycota; Eurotiomycetes; Eurotiales; Trichocomaceae
Product: putative efflux pump antibiotic resistance protein
Exons: 7
Coding region: 1-1653 (550 amino acids)
Biological process (GO): transmembrane transport
Molecular function (GO): transmembrane transporter activity
Source: RefSeq, a predicted model, not a curated record
AUGACGUCCACCAGCUCUGAAGCAGUCCAUGAUACAGAGGCCAUUCCAGCAGUAGAGGCGCUAACUAAUGGCGAAAAGAGUGGCAUCCCAGCAGCUCCAGUUGAAAGCAAAGAGUUAUCCCCACGGAAUGUCCACGGUAUUAGUUGGGUGAUUGCUGUUUCUGCUAUUCUUUCAUCAACAUUCCUAUUCGCGCUAGAUAAUACUGUGGUCGCUGACGUUCAACCCGCAAUUCUGAAUACAUUUGGACAAAUUGAAGACCUGCCAUGGUUGGGUGUCGCCUUUGCUCUUGGUGGUAUCGCAAUCCUUCCUUGGGGCAAAGCAUACACGAUCUUCAACAUCAAGUGGGUGUACAUCACCACCGUGGUUCUCUUUGAAGCCGGAAGUGCACUAUGCGGGGGAGCCCCAAAUAUGAAUGCUUUAAUUGUUGGUCGAGCGCUUGCUGGCCUUGGAGGGUCCGGCAUGUAUUCCGGAUGCUUGACAUACUUGUCGGUUACCACAAGCACUCGCGAGCGACCUCUGUAUAUGGCUCUAGUGCUUCUAGCCUGGGGUGUGGGCACGGUCCUGGGACCCGUUAUUGGUGGUGCUUUCGCUGAUAGUAGCGCAACGUGGCGAUGGUCUUUCUAUAUCAACCUGGUCAUUGGUGCUAUAUUUUCACCUGCCUAUUUUUUAACGUUGCCGAACAUCGACUUUGGGGCGAAUCUGUCUCUUUCCCAAAAGCUAGUCCGAAUAGAUUGGAUUGGUAUUGUCGUUUUCUUCGCUGGUGCUACCUGUUUAACCAUGGCCAUUAGUUUUGGAGGUACUACAUAUGCCUGGAACUCCGGGUCCGAGAUCGCUUUUUGGGUUGUUUCUGGGGUCUUGUUAAUUGUCAUGGUGUUGAUAACCAUACGGCCCAUUUUGGUGUCGAAGGCAGAUCGCCUGUAUCCGGGUCACUUUGUGCGCCAACCGGAACUUGUCAACUUGCAGAUCCAACUUUUCCUCGUCACAGGUGUCAUGAUGGGAACUGCUUACUAUAUCCCCUUAUACUUCCAGUUCGCCAGAGAGGACUCGGCAUUGAGGGCGGCUGUUCGCCUGUUACCCUUCAUCGCAAUGGCUGUCUGCUUUUGUGUAGUAAGCGGAGCACUGAUGCCUAAACUUGGCUACUAUAUGCCCUGGUACACCUGGGGUAGUGCCUUGGUGCUGAUCGGUUCAGCACUGAUGUAUACAGUCGAUGCAAACACAUCGCCAUCCCAUGUAUAUGGAUACACCGUUCUUCUCGGAAUCGGAGCCGGAUCUUAUCUACAGGCAGGGUAUGCCAUUGUCCAGAUGCUAGUUCCGCCAGAGGAGGUCGGCAAUGCAGUCGGAUUUAUGAGCGUCUCUCAAGAUCUAGGCAUUGUUUUCAUCCUCGCCGUGGCCGGCACCGUCUAUCAAAACCUGGCGUUGAAACGGCUCACCCCUCUUCUCGCUGAUCUAUCAGCCGCUGAUGUGAGCCAGGUAAUUGCCGGCACCAGCAAUUCCGUCUUCAAGUCCCUCGAUCCUAGUCUUCAGUCAAAGGUCGUGAACGAGAUUACGAAAUCCAUGAGUGCAGUUUGGGCAGUUUUAAUUGGUGUUGGAGCUUUGUGUUUCAUUCUCUCCCUUUUCUUGAAACGACAAAGAGCCUGGCCAAAAACCGCCUAG